Knipowitschia caucasica is the source of this 1710-nucleotide messenger RNA. The record is from the annotation of a GenBank genome assembly. Lineage: Eukaryota; Metazoa; Chordata; Actinopteri; Gobiiformes; Gobiidae.
AUGAUGGAUAGCUCGUCCGUGUCGCCGUCCGCCAGUUUCCGGAGCGGAGAGAAACACAGGAGUUCUGGAGACUUCAGCUCGGACUCCAAAAAGCAGAAGACAGAGGAUAAAGAGUCCACAAGAUAUGAAAGUGACGGUGAGAAGAGCGACGAGAACCUGGUGGUGGACGUCUCAAAUGAGGAACCCGGCUCCCCGAGAGGAAGUCCCGCCCACUCUCCGCGGGAAAACGGCAUCGACAAAAGCCGUCUCUUGAAAAAGGACGCUCCCCUCAGCCCUUCGUCCAUCGCCUCCUCGAGCAGCACUCCCUCCUCCAAGUCCAAAGAACUCAAUUUGAAUGAGAAGUCCACGACGCCGGUGUCAAAGUCCAGUAGUCCCAUCUCCCGCACGGACGCUCCCACCCCCAGCAGCACCUCCACCCCCGGCCUCAGGACCUCCUCCGUUAAACCAGCAGGCAUCGAGGCCCUAGCCCCCGGCCUGCGGACCCCUCUGGCGGUCCCCUGUUCCUACCCGGGUCCGUUCGGGAUGGUCCCUCAUCCCGGUAUGAACGGCGAGCUGAGCGGCGCCGCAGCGUACCCCGGUCUCCACAACAUGUCUCCACAGAUGAGCGCGGUGGCUGCGGCGGCUGUGGCUGCAUACGGGCGCACUCAGGUGGUGGGAUUCGAUCCUCAUCACCACAUACGAGUCCCAGGUCUCCCUCCAAACAUUUCAGGAAUCCCGGGAGGAAAACCGGCGUACUCCUUCCACGUGAGCGCUGACGGACAGAUGCAGCCAGUGCCCUUCCCUCCGGACGCCCUGAUUGGCCCUGGCAUCCCGCGUCACGCCCGUCAGAUCAACACGCUGAGCCACGGCGAGGUGGUCUGCGCCGUCACCAUCAGUAACCCCACACGCCACGUCUACACGGGCGGCAAGGGCUGCGUCAAGGUGUGGGACAUCAGCCAUCCGGGGAACAAGACCCCGGUGUCGCAGCUGGACUGUCUGAACAGAGACAACUACAUCCGCUCGUGCCGCCUGCUCCCUGACGGCCGGACCCUCAUCGUUGGGGGAGAGGCCAGUACUCUGUCCAUCUGGGACCUGGCGGCUCCGACUCCGCGCAUCAAGGCCGAGCUGACCUCGUCGGCGCCGGCCUGCUACGCUCUGGCCAUCAGCCCGGACUCCAAAGUCUGCUUCUCCUGCUGCUCCGACGGGAACAUCGCCGUGUGGGACCUGCACAACCAGACGCUGGUCAGGCAGUUCCAGGGCCACACAGACGGAGCGAGCUGCAUCGACAUCUCCAACGACGGCACCAAACUGUGGACAGGAGGUCUGGACAACACCGUGAGGUCCUGGGACCUCAGGGAGGGACGCCAGCUGCAGCAGCACGACUUCACAUCCCAGAUCUUCUCUCUGGGCUACUGUCCCACCGGGGAGUGGCUGGCUGUGGGGAUGGAGAACAGUAAUGUGGAGGUUCUACACGUGACCAAACCAGACAAAUACCAGCUGCACCUGCACGAGAGCUGCGUCCUGUCGCUGAGGUUCGCCCACUGCGGGAAAUGGUUCGUCAGCACCGGAAAAGACAAUCUACUCAACGCCUGGAGAACGCCGUAUGGGGCCAGCAUCUUCCAGUCCAAGGAGUCCUCGUCGGUCCUGAGCUGCGACAUCUCCAUAGACGAUAAAUACAUAGUGACGGGCUCCGGGGACAAGAAAGCCACUGUCUAUGAGGUCAUUUAUUAG